AGAGAUCAGUACCCCUGAACCUCCUUAAUAGCAAAGAGGAAAUUUCCUCUCUGUUAAUAGUACACUUCUAAAGAUUUUUAUCAAUUUUUAUCCACUAGAAUCGAAGAAAUGAAAUCCACAAACUUUCAACAAAUGACUUUCUAAGCUUUAAAACUAUUCGUUUCUCAUUUAUUUCGUACACAAAUGCAAUCGAAAUAAAUUUCCAGUUAGAAAACUGAGAUGACAGGAGAGAAGUUGAAACGGUUCACAAAAUGGAGGGAAAUCCAUAAAUCGACAGUGUUCGAUAAUCGAGAGUCAGACGAGGCACGAUCGAGAUAUAUCGACGUCUACUAUUAGACAGUAAAACGAAGAUGGCGACGGUAACAUACGAGUAGCUGAUGUUUGCCAGUUUGCUCCGGUGGCGUGCGUUCAGGGAAAUUUGGGAAAAUUGGAAAACACGGUGAAUAACUCGCGUCCGGCACGGGAAUCGCGCGCGGGUGUCCUAGUGUCUACGCGUGGUGAUCGCCCGCGCGGAUUUCGUUCAUGCAAGAUAUGUUGGAGGUCUGUUGAAACAUGAGCGAGGGAGCGAGUCCGGCGCCGCGAACCUGCGAGAAUUCGCUGACGACCUUGACGGACGAGGUCGACCCGGAGGAGCUGCCGCCGCGGACGAUCUCGCACACCACGAGGAGGCCGCGGUUCGGCACGGGCAACGUGCCCCUCUCGCCGUACAUCCUGAUAGACGGGAGGAAACUACGAAGUUCCUUGGCGUUAAGCAAAAAAAAGCUCCCGCGACGCGUGAGUUUCCCAACAAAUGACAAUCACUUGAUUACGGGAUAUCUGGAACCGGCCAAUCCAUUGAAACUCGCCGAAAAUGCGAAUCGCGAGGACAUAAUCUCGGCGUACAAGGAGUCCUGUUUAAAACACAACUCGGAACCUCUGGCGACAGUCGUGAACCAACUUGAGAAUUUGUCUACGUUCGAGCUACGUAAUGAGGAAUUAAAUUUGAAAGGGGAGACUCUGGAUGUGAACCACGCGGAGCCCUUGGAAGAGAUUUUCAAAAGAGUCCAAUUUAACAAAGUCGAUUUAGAAGAUACAUCUCUCAGCGACGAGAGUUCUGUGAUAUUAUUUGAUAUGUUAGAGUAUUAUGAGUCUGCGAAACAGUUGAAUAUUUCACUUAAUCAAGACAUUGGGAUUCACGGCUGGCAAGCAUGCGCGAAUAUGAUAAGAAAGACCCGAUGUUUAGAACAUCUCGAAGCUAAGGAUGUAAUUCUUAACGAACAAUACAUGAAUAUAUUGAGUCGUGACUUACGAUUAAACUGCCAACUCCAUGUGCUUAAAUUAGAAAAUUGUGGACUUUCAGGAAGAUGUAUCGUCGCACUAGUUGCAGCUUUAAAAGUGAAUACCGGGAUAAGAGAACUUUACUUAGCUGACAACGGGCUGAACUUAUACGAUGCAAUACAGCUCGGUUCUCUCCUUAGGUUAAACAAUCAUAUACAGUUGCUCGAUAUUAGUAAUAAUGUGAUCCAAGACGACGGCGUUCGGGAUAUUCUAGAGGGUCUCAUAAAUCAAAUAAAAGAGGAUGAGGAUGGGAAAGGCUUGAGCAUAUUGAUAUUAUGGAAUAAUCAAUUGACAAAAAAAUCUGGCCCUUCCUUUGCACGCAUCAUAGGACUGUGUAAAACUUUAGAGACAUUGAACAUUGGGAAAAAUCUGUUGACUGACGAUACGUUAGUUGCUAUUAAAGACGCGUUGAAGAAGAACCGUGUGUUGUUACAAUUGGGAAUGCAGUCGACGGAUUUAACUUGCGACGGAGUCAUCACGCUGUCCGACAUCAUCGAGACGAAUCAAGUUUUGCAAAGGAUAGAUUUGCGAAAUAAUGACGUACGGCUGUUCGGAUUGGAGGCGCUCAGUUUAGCGAUGAAAAAAAAUCGAAGUAUUACUAAAAUAGAUUUGGACGAGAGGCCUGAUGCGAAAAUAGACCGUUGGACCGAGAUCUUGCCAAAGUACACGCAGCUACUAGCCGAAAUACGGAGCAGUUGUUUGGAAAACGAGCAAAAUCGCGCGUUAGAAGAGACUAACGAAGGUUUCGAUAAUUCCUAUCAUAGCCGAUUCUGUAGUACAACCUCCCGUAAAAUCUCGCUCACAUGUCAAACACUGCCAUGCUCUCCAUCAUCCAUGAUCUCGUCGGGGAAAGAUGAGAGAUCUAUGCUCGAACCGAAACGUGUCAACGGGGGUCGCCUUCGUUCACCAGCCCCCAGUCCCGCAUCAUCACCCGUAGCCAGUCCGAUACUAAGCCCCUCGCGAAGCCGGUUCGUGGUGUCCCGCGUGCCGGAAACGUUGCGCCCGACAGACUGCUCCUCGACAUCUUCUACUACUUCGUCAUCAGUUGUUCUAUCAUCACCUGCCUGUGUCACGUCCGCAAGUGGGUCAUCUAGAUUUCGUGUUUCAGUUGUUGAAUCAGCAAAUACCGUAUCGUUACCUAAAAUCACGACCACCGAGGCCGAUAUCGAUCUAAAUACGAAAAUAAAAGCCGACGACGACGACAACGACGACGUAUCCGACGAAUCGACAAAGACUAACGAGAAUCAGCGUCUAAUUUCGGACAUGUCCGCUCCUCCGAAUACGGCGACCGACCGCGUGAAAGAGUCCGUCGCGGUUCGGUCCGACGAGGACGCGACCUCCGUUACCGCGGAAGAGAGUCAGAUCGUCGCGACGACGACGACGACUACGACGACGACGGAUAUUAAAACCGUGGAUGAAAACACGGAGGUGGACGCAGUUAAGAAAGUAACAAGCGACGAGGUCGAGUCGCAAGUGAAACACGACCCGAUUCAGAAGAGCAGUUCGAAUCUGGGGAAGUUGCUAUCGCUGUUCCAGCAUUCUAGCUGCUUCUUCUCCGAUUCCGUGUCGAUCAACCAAUUGAAGAGCAAGAGCACAUUGCAGGGUAGCAUAAAUAGCAUGAUGACGCUCGGCGACAAAUUCCAUUAUUAUAUAAAAGACAAGAGGGACCGGAUUUAUAGCCGCGAGACCGAGGAGAAGAAGUCGAAGUUCUUCAACGUCUCGCAGCUGCCAAGCUUGCAGAGUUUGGCGAAUAUAAUACCGUCGUUCAGGGUCGAGGGGCAGCAGUUGAGCGCUCCCGGCAGCGACGAGAAACCUUGCAUCAAAGAGACGAGCCCUUCCCUCGAGAAGGACAACGAUGAAGGGAAAGAGAGAGAGCGUACCGAGGAGAAGAACAUCGAAGAGAGCUUCGACGUUCCAGCUUUGGACAAGCGAUUGCCCGAGGGCAUGAAAUCAAAACUUCCUGCUGGUGUUACUAACAAGGACGUGGUGUUGGCCGCCAACUGUAUUGUCUCGAACAUAAUCGACACCUGUUCGAAGCUAGUAAACGAUAACUUAUUGACGCACGUCCCGAAUAGUAACACGAUCGUACCUGUACCUAAACUGCUAGGUAUACCUGAAUACUCUGCCUACAGAGCAGCUAGAAACGAUGUACAGAGGGAUACGGCGGAUCCUGAUCACGUUCAAGGUUCAACAGACAGUAUUAACUUUACUAGUGAUAGCAACUCGUUGUCGUGUAGUAUAGCGUACGGCGACGACUCGAGGAUGCACAAUUUAAUAUUAAACUUAAGUACAAAGGAGGACGAUUCUGCUUUUACUGUAAAUAAUACAGGAGGAAGAGGCGCGUGUCGGAACGCGGCGUGUUUCGCAUGCAGCGAGAGGAAACGUGUAAAUAAGAGAUCUACCGAUUGUUACGUCGGCCCGGAUCGUUUAAAUAGCCAAGUUACCAGAACGUGUAGUACCGGCGGUGAUAAAGAUGUUUAUAUGGACGAUUUACAGGCGGAGGAUUCGCCACGUGUAAAUAGAAACGACGUUGUAAAUAGUCGAAGCGAAGCAGAGAUAUCUAACGUGGCGUGCGUUACAAAAGACAGAAGGGGUAGCAACGUAAGCGUCGUGUUGCCUCUGCCGAGAAUCGGCGACAUGAACAAGCUGUUGCUCAGCAAUUUUAUCAAUCGCGUGUCGCGGAUUUCUAUCAACGGGACUCCGGUGAAGAGAAUCUCGAUUAGCGGUUGCUGGCCGAACAACGCCAAAGUGAGGACUCUGUUCUGCGAUCUUUCUCAGAUACCUCAGUCGGACGAUGUGACAGAGUUAGAGGAGAGCGGUGAUUCCCGCGGGGUCGUUUCAGUACCUGUACAUUCGAUAAAGAACGAGGCCCCUCGUGCGCUCGGUAACUUUGCUCAACGCUCGCAGUGCACGAAUUCGGACGAGGAGGCCGACGCUUGUCAAUGUUUGAACGCGAUCGUCUGCACCUCGACGGCAGCUGCGAACACGAUCGUCGCCGAUUCCGUUUCGCUGACCGUCGCGUCCGAUCCGAGUGCGAAUAUCGCUGAAACUUCGCCGGUAAUCCGUGCAACCAGCACAAAGUAAAAAUAUGGAUGAAGAGGAGGGAGAGGAAGAGGACGAUGGUGAAUUGCAAUUUGUUGAAGGGGAGAGCGUGGAUAAC
Ceratina calcarata is the source of this 4477-nucleotide messenger RNA. Its product is annotated as protein phosphatase 1 regulatory subunit 37. Lineage: Eukaryota; Metazoa; Arthropoda; Insecta; Hymenoptera; Apidae. The record is from RefSeq and is a predicted model, not a curated record. The transcript has 11 exons. Bases 553 to 4401 code for a protein of 1282 amino acids.